GAAAGAUGCGUAUAUAGGAUAGAUCUGCAAUUUGCUAUAGUUGGGUAACCAGGUGCACAUAUAGUUAUAGCUUCUUCCGAAAUAGACUCGUCAUAGGCAGCUGCCCACCUCCGGUAUGGGUGGAGUAGAAAAUCGAAAUAUUAACAUUGUUCUUGCAGGUUCCUGGAUAGAGACUGGACUCCCAAUAAUAUGGUUCUUGAUUGUCCGAAUGAGAGUCAUUGGCAGCGACAAAACCCUGAAUGGUAUCGUAUCACCGAGGAUCUUCACCAGCAACUCGGGAGCCUCCACCUGCACUGCAUAACCUCCGAGUCAGUUUUUGUGUAACAUCAUGUUAGAUAUGGAACACGCGUCAGCUGAUAGUAGCCUCGUGUACAUAGAAACCAUCACCCCAGUAGCCUAAACAUCGCAAUUCCUGAAUUCAAUCGUUAUCGAUCUGAAUCCAGCUCGCACCUGCACCGCGGCGACAGUAAACGUCAAAAGAGGUAGAUCGUAUCCUUCCGUUUCUUCC
Messenger RNA from Serpula lacrymans var. lacrymans S7.9, 508 nucleotides. RefSeq lists its product as uncharacterized. NCBI's taxonomy places the organism in Eukaryota, Fungi, Basidiomycota, Agaricomycetes, Boletales, Serpulaceae. The coding region runs from base 116 to 301 and encodes 61 amino acids. The record is from RefSeq and is a predicted model, not a curated record. The transcript has 3 exons.